AUGUUCGGCCGGCUCACGCACUAUGCCCUCGACGCCGUCCUCAUUGCCAUGGUGCUCGCCGGCAUCAAGCGCUCGACCGGGCUCGCACCUGCGCUCGCCAAGAUCAAGAACCGCGACCUGCGAGCCCUCGCGUCGAGCUACCUCGAGCUCGGCGAGUGGGCCAUGGACUUCUCGGUCGUCUUCAUGGGUCGAUCGUCGGCCUUCCAGCGGAACCGCUAA
Messenger RNA from Rhodotorula graminis WP1, 219 nucleotides. RefSeq lists its product as uncharacterized. NCBI's taxonomy places the organism in Eukaryota, Fungi, Basidiomycota, Microbotryomycetes, Sporidiobolales, Sporidiobolaceae. Bases 1 to 219 code for a protein of 72 amino acids. The transcript has 5 exons. Gene Ontology annotation, cellular component: cytoplasm. The record is from RefSeq and is a predicted model, not a curated record.